CUCCUCCUCCUCCCAGUCCAUGAGUCAAAGAGGGCAACAAGACACGAGAGGAGUACAGCUGUGGUGAUGUGGUGUUUCAGGGCUCAUCCUUCAUUUCGCAGGUCACUCCUUUAACUUGACGCCGUCGAGCCUCCUGACGCUGUUCAGUUUUGGGGAUGUAAACGGAGACACUUUAACGGAGCCCAACUGAUGUGACUCAACCAGAGGAGUGUGUUCAUUCAGUCCCCCAGGAACAAUGAGCCGCUAGGAGCCCAAACGUGCCGCGAAAGCCUUAGGCUUGUAAGGGAACUGGCUCGGCUCUUCCAUCCUUCCCCUCUAACAUCCCACUGUCUCGCACCACUACCAUGUCCUUUCCCUGCUGUGCCCAUCCCAUGGAGAGUGCACGCCCACCCAGAUAGGAUGCCUGCCUUGCCCGACGCCCUGCAUCCCCUCCUGCCCAUCACCACCUCCUCCUUCUCCUCGUGUGUACCUGCUCUUGCCAACAGUUCCUUGCGGCCCCCGAGGCUCCGCCCUGCCCCACUCCAACAUGGUGGAUGAGGUAACCACCAUGAAGGAUGACGUCAUCAACGCCAACACGCUGGCUUGGCUGGUUUGCUCAGGCGUGUCCAUCCUGGCCAACACUUGGAGCAUUCUUAGCGUCAGCGCCAAGCAGAAAAAGUGGAAACCACUGGAGUUCCUCAUCUGCACGCUGGCGGGCACGCACAUCCUCAACAUGGCCAUCCCCAUCACCAUGUACUGUGUCAUAACGCUGCGCCGUCAGCACUCCAACUACGAGUGGAAUGAGGGUCUGUGCAAGGUGUUUGUCUCUACCUUCUACACUCUCACGUUGGUCACCUGCUUCUCCGUCACCUCGCUCUCAUAUCACCGCAUGUGGAUGGUACGCUGGCCUGUAAACUACAGGUUGAGUAACACCAAGAAGCAGGCAGUGCAUACUGUGAUGGGCAUCUGGAUGGUCUCCUUCAUCCUGUCCACGCUUCCAGCAGUGGGCUGGCAUGACACCAUUGACCGCUUCUACACCUCUGACUGCCGAUUCAUUGUGACGGAGAUCGGUCUUGGCUUUGGCGUGUGCUUUCUGCUGCUAAUCGGCGGCAGCGUGGCCAUGGGUGUGAUCUGCAUCGGCAUUGCUCUCUUCCAGACCUUCUCCAUUCAGGCGGGCCACAAUGCCGACAAGAACAAGUUCAACGUCCCCACCAUAGUGGUGGAGGAUGCCCAGGGGAAGCGCAGAUCAUCCAUCGAUGGAUCUGAGCCUCUCAAGACGUCACUGCAGAUCACCUACCUGAUCAGCGGUAUUGUCUUCAUCUACGACUUCCUGACUGGCUUCCCCAUACUGGUGGUGAGCUUUGCCAGCUUGAAGUUUGACCGCUCCUACAACUGGAUGGUGUUGUGUGUGCUGUGGUGCUCCAUUGCCCAGUCCAUCCUGCUGCCCAUGUUCCUCUGGGCUUGUGACCGCUAUCGGGCUGACAUCCGCAUGGUGUGGGAGAAGUGCGUUGCCAUCAUGUCCAAUGAUGACGUGGACGAGGAAAACAGCCAAGAUGGAGGAAUUCAUGCCGACUUAAUAUAUGACAGACCAUAUGACUAUAGCUCGGCGCCUGAAAUCGUGACGGUAGACCGUAAUGCCAAGUAUGAGUUCUCAACCUUAGAAAGGGGGGUUCCGCAAGGGUAUCCAUUGAGGGAACAACAGGAAGAUAAAAUGCAGUAUUUGCAGGUGCCCCCUACAAGAAGAUACUCCCACGACGAAACCGACAUGUGGACCAGCGACCGGAUCCCCUCAUACCUUCACCGAUGGGGCUCCACCGAGGACAUGAUAGUGAGUGCCCACUACAGCUCCACCUUGCCGCGCCACGAGAGGCGCAGGAGCAGCCUGGUCUCCUACCACGAGGAGAGCCACCAUCACCAUCACCCUCACCGCAAGCGGCGACGCUCUGAGGAUAGUAUGCACUCCCUCAAGCACCUGCCACGCGUGGUGUGUGGCGGGGAGCACUAUGAGGAUGAACUGCGGUGUUUCAGCCGCGAUGAGGUGAUUAACUUUAUAGAUGAGACGCCGCUGCCAAGCCCCAGGAAGAGCCCGCGGCGCACAUCCACCAUCUCACUUAUCCCCAACGUGUACGAACAGCACACAGUCAUCCUUCCUCACUUCCCGCUCACAGACUUUGAGCGUGAGCCUCAGGCGCUCAGGCGUGUCUCAGAACACAAAAGGAGCAGUAGUCGGGGAAACUCACCCGAGGGUUCCCCCAAACCAGACAGACCUACUGGAAAGAAGAGUCCUGGGGCUUGUGGCUCUGGUAAAGGCUGCCGGGAGCGCCCAAGAGACGGGAAACAGCAGUGUGAAGUUGGCUCACCUGGGCGUAGCCAGCAGACUCCAGGGCACUCUAGGCCGAGGACAGGCGGUGGAGCUGGGGCUGGUGCUCGAGCUGACUGGGGGCAUCAGAAGCACCUGAGCAAGGCCGAGAGUAAAGGAAGCACAAACAGUUUUGUAAGCACACCCUCGGUAUCAUCCUCGGGAUACAUCACCUUUCACUCUGAUUCUGUGGGCUCCACGACCUAAAAAGCAAGCUUUCCCUUGUUAAUAUCAACAUUAUUACUAAAGUUAUUAUCAUAAUGAAAACCACUGGAGUAUUGGUGGUUAUGGGAAAGUGACAUACUGGGUUAUUUGGCCUUUUUACUUGUGACACUUUUCUGUUUUACUAUAUAUACCACCAAUAUCUGUUAUGCUAAAUGGCCUUGAGAACUUUGGACAUAAUGUCUGAAUGGGCCUAACGUUCAUUUCGUAUGUAGGCUGGUGAAAAGGUCGGGUGAUUCUGCUUUCACAUCACACAAUAUCCACACCACACUUUUUUCCAGCACAGGCACAAAUAAACUGUUUUUAAUGGCGUGAACAUUCCCACACCUUGUUUUUGCUGUUUGAUGUUGUUUCCUAUGAAAUGCUCAAAGAAUUGGAGGAGGUAGUUAUUUGGGUAGUGUUUAUUUCUUUCUUUUUUUGCACUUAAGAACUUGAGCUUACAUUGUAUUUUAUUUGGCCUGUAAUGGCUGUGUGUUUUGUUGUAUGGACACAUUUGCUUUAAAACCAAACUUUCCUGAAUACCGCCCAUUUACCUUGAAAUUGACUUAAGGAUACAACACAAUAUACAUAUUUAUUUUAUUUUGAUCAUGAUGUACAACUUUUCUAUUAACAAUAUUAUUAACAACACAAGAAAAACGUUUUUUCAAGCACCCAUAUAUGUUUAAGUAAACUGAGAGUGGUAAUCCCAAACUCUUUAAUGCCUAAUAGUUUUACAGUUACUGUGUGAGAUAUUGAGAUAUUACGUGAAGACCCCAACUACUUAAUGAAAAUGUGAAGACAGUUUUUAAAGAUUGACAUGUCAUGUAUAUAUGAAGGAUACUGGAUUUAUGGUUUUGUUGUUUUUUGUUUUGUUUAAUAAGACCUAUGCUUAGAACAUUUCCUCCCAAUUCUUAUUAUUCCACUGUUUGUGUUGAGAUCAUCAGGCAUCAACAGUUGCUCACGACAUUGGAUAUUUACAUACAGAACAUCAGACCAAUAGAGCUGGAAAUAGCUUUAUCCUCAUCUUCUGAGCAUGUCAGCCUGACCUCACCUCCUGUUUCAAUAAUGUGCUAGAAAGCACCAAUAAUGAUUUUAGUAGAAGAAGUGGGAACCUUUAAAAGAUGUCCAAUGGUCCAAAAGCGGAUAUCACAGCAACAUUUUUAGCAUGAAUUAAGAACAUUGUGAAUAUAAUUACAAUUGAUUAUAAUUGCAAAUUAAUAACUUCUAGAAAGUUAUAUGUUUCAACAAAAAUCUGACAUUAUAAUUAAUAUGUUAUCUAAUAACAGGCACAAAAACAGCUAAUGGUGCUAUUCUAUGAGGUUUUUCAGGUGUGAAGAGACUUUAUCUAAGCUCCAUAAAGUAGCCUAAUGGAAAUUAAAUAUAAGCAUUUGCAGAGCCCCAGUAAUGGAUCCUGGGGAAAAAAAUAAAGUUUAGAUGUUUAUAAUAUAUUUGGAGAGAAUUUGAUUAUUUCACAUCAUAGCAAAUUAUAAAAGUUCAAAAAUAGUAUUAUUAUUAUCAGUGAAAUGCCCCAUCAUUUUGAGAAAUUCUCAGUUAGCACACUCAAAUGGACACUGGGGUGAACUUUACAAUGAAGCUGACUUUACAAAUCCCAAUGUUAAAUUAACAAAGAACUUGUGUGACAAUGUGCUGACUAAAAAGAGUGAAAAUGAUUCUACUAACAAAUACUAGCAGACCCAACUUUGGGCUUUAACCUCUCAUGGACAAUAGCUGCUAACAUGAAUGUAUUUGCACUAAUUAGGUUUAAGUUUUCAAAGAAAUGAUUAAGACUAUAAGGACAAUAUGAAAUGAAAAUAUCCCCUUUGACAGCCUUAUUAGUUGUGAAACUUUUUUGUUAUUCCCAUCCAAGUAAUAAAGUUGCGUAUGUGUUUUCACUCAUCUGCGGUCCUUUAAAUGUUUAGUUUGAAUUCUAAUGUAUUAGUGUACCUCUCACCAUUGCAACCUAUUCAAAUGGAGGAAUCAGCUGAAAUGUAUCUUUCUUUGGACCCAUAACAUCACACCCCCCUGUCACACUUUGCUAUGUCAUAGAUUUUUGCAUUUUGUGUUUACAAUAUUAAAAUAUAAUUUUGUAACAUAUUCAAAGAUUUAUGACUCAAAUAUGAAUGAUGUUAAAUGUUAUGAUUUUCUUGUUCAGAUGAUGACUUUGUUAAAAAGAUAUGACUGAUUAA
Molecule: messenger RNA, 4725 nt
Organism: Morone saxatilis (striped sea-bass)
Lineage: Eukaryota; Metazoa; Chordata; Actinopteri; Moronidae
Product: probable G-protein coupled receptor 153
Exons: 6
Coding region: 527-2545 (672 amino acids)
Biological process (GO): G protein-coupled receptor signaling pathway
Cellular component (GO): membrane
Molecular function (GO): G protein-coupled receptor activity
Source: RefSeq, a predicted model, not a curated record